Messenger RNA from Vairimorpha ceranae, 1584 nucleotides. RefSeq lists its product as hypothetical. NCBI's taxonomy places the organism in Eukaryota, Fungi, Microsporidia, Nosematidae. Bases 1 to 1584 code for a protein of 527 amino acids. The transcript has a single exon. The record is from RefSeq and is a predicted model, not a curated record.
AUGGUUAUAUUUUUUUUAAAAAUUGUAUUAUUUAUUAAUACAACUUUAGUACCUAGCGAAGAACAGGUUUACUCAAAUUUUAUUGAACAGGUAUACAAUAUGAUUAAUAAAGAUUUAAAUCGUAAGAAUUACAAGUUGUAUAAUUUUGAAUUAGAUACUGCAUUUACUUUAAUCUCUGUUAGUAAGCAUAGAGUAAACAUAAAUUUUAGAAAUGUUUAUUUUAAUACAGCAGAAGAUUUUACUUUUACGCCAACAUUUGAUGGUAACUAUAUUUCAGAUGAUAAUUUAUACUUUAUAGUUAAGAAAUUUGGAUUAAUGAAUAUCAGUUAUGUGAAUGUAUAUAUUGAAAAUGAUAACUAUAACUUACUAUUAGAUCAAGAAUAUAAUGUAGCAUUUUUUGCACGAUUAAAUAUUUUAUCUCAAAAGUUAAAAGGUCCAGUAUUCAUCUAUAAAUUUAUUGUUAAAGAUUUUGGCGAUGUUGAAAAGAUUUAUAAAAACAAUAGGAAAAAUAAAAAAGAGCUGGGAUAUGAUGAUGUGUAUCCAAAAAUAUUUGCACAAUUUAUUAUUGAUAAAAAGUCAGAGUAUGGAUUUUUUCUGUAUCUACAAAAUUUUGAUUUAUCAUUAAUUUUAAAGCGAACAUUGUUUUCUAAAUAUAACGAUAAUUGGAUUAAUGUUUAUAAUUUUAUGUCACAUUUUAAUUGUAAUGAAUUUAAAUAUUUAAGUGAUAUUAUAUAUUUUUGUACAGGAGAACAUAAAAAAACGACUAGUAAGGAAAAUUUUUUUAUUGCAUUUUGCGAUGAACAUAAAGAGAUUACUAAUUUUUUUUUAAAUUUUGCAUCUAUAGCUAACGGAACCAAAGAACAAUACAAUCAUCAAUACGUCAUAGAUUUAGAAAUUAUAGAAGAAUGUAACAAUAUUAUUACAAAAAUUAAAAAUAUGUCUAAUGAUCAUUUAGAACAAAUAAUUAUUUUUAUGUAUUCGAUAUAUAAAAAACCAUUAUUUAGAAUGUUAGUUAGAAGAAUUUUAGAUUCGGAUUUAAAUGGUAAAAAGGUAUAUCUGUUAAAAAUAUUACUUUUUAAAGAAAUUCUCAAUGAAGAUGAAAUUAAUUGGUUUACAGCGUAUAGAUACUCAAGUAGAGAUGUUGUUUUUAACUUAAUGAAUGAUUUUUAUAUGCAGAAAAUUGUUGAUAUUUUUUCUAAGGAAUUUUUUGGAGUUAUAAAUAUGUUUUCUUGCCUGAUUCUCUAUUUUGAAUUUGAAGAUUAUUUAAAUCAAUGUCAUGAAGAUUUAAAUGUGCAAUGUGAAUUUUAUAAAGAUUUUAUUAACGUAAGAAAAAUAUUACAAAAGGAUUUAAUAUUUAAAGAAGAAUUUCAAAUGGCUCAAGUUAUCCAAACUUAUUUAUAUUUAGUAGAUAAAUUUUUUGGUGUUAAAAUAUUUUUUUCAGGUGUUUUUAAAGAUGCUUAUAAUUAUUUGAUACCAAUUUGCAAUGACAUAAAAAAUUUAAAAAGUUUGUCUAGCAGUGAAAAGUUAAAAUAUUUAGAUUUUGAGAAGAUAACAAAAAAUUUAAAAAGUAUAAAAAAUAAAUAA